Molecule: messenger RNA, 423 nt
Organism: Emericellopsis atlantica
Lineage: Eukaryota; Fungi; Ascomycota; Sordariomycetes; Hypocreales; Bionectriaceae
Exons: 2
Coding region: 1-423 (140 amino acids)
Source: RefSeq, a predicted model, not a curated record
AUGCCUGUCUGGGCUGUUGUUCCUAUCGUCGCCGGCGUCGUUGCCAAGGGCCUCCAGGUCGGUCUUGAUGCCUGGGAGAGCCGUGACCUUGGUGACAAGGGCUUCGAGAUCGUUGCCCGCGUGGCCGAGUUCAACGUUGAGGACCGCCAGUCGUCCUGCUUCAGCAACGUCAAGGAGGGUGUGCCGCAGCACAUUGUCGACAGCUGCUGUAACGGCCUCUCCGGCGCAUGGGUCACUGUUAGCGGUAGUCCCAGCAAUGGUGUCAGCAUCGCUGGUCUGCCUUACGACUGCAUCCCUCUGGCCCCCUGGAUCGAUGGCACUGGUGCCGUUCCCUACGCUUGCGGCGACGACUGCAUUAAGUAUGAUGGGUUGACUCAGGACGAGUACAAUGCGCUCAAGAGCGCUUUCGAGUCAAAGGUCUAA